AUGAUGGAGCUUCAAGCAUCGAUUCAGCUGGUGAGUGAUUAUCGCCCCGGGGGCGACGCCUCAAACUCGCGCUCAUCACUUCUGACCGCCGUGCGGCAGCUUGUGGCGGCUCUGAGUGACAUUGAAAAGAUUGGCGAAGGCAUUCGUCCCCUUGUCAAGGCACUCGUUACCGCAUCUGUGCACCUUCCAGAGGAAUGGGAUGAUAUUCUCAGGGCCCUACGCGGUGUGCUCGAAACUACCUCUGUGCCGUGGCUUCACCGGGCCUUCUUGCUUAAGGCCCUACCGGGGAUGCUCCUUGGCGCACCGGUGGGGCAGCGCAGCCAGUAUGGGGAUGCACUCUGCGAGGUGCUUGUGCGCUGGUCCCUGCCCCCGCCGGGGAGCGAGGAGGGCGAUGCGCAGAACGCACAGGACGAGGCAUCGCAGAAUCCUAACCCACAGGAAAGACGCGUUGCGCUGACGGCCCUUAUUAGUCUUCAAGAAGAGUGCGCUGUCUCUAUCGUGGAGAAGCUGACGGCGCAACUCCCCCGCUCGCUUCCAACGUGUGUCUCAAUCGUGUCAAGCCCUUCCGCUAAAGAAUGCUUGAAAAACGCGUUUGAGUCGUGGCUCUGCCUUCCAUCGCCGUCGGCGGAGGCAUCCUGCACCCUGGAACUUCAAAAGGCAUUGAGGGAACAUUUUCGCGGCUAUGGUAGCUCAAGGUGUGAACAGCUCUGCGCUGCGCUUAUAUCACAGGAGGCACCAAAAAGUGUCACUGAGCUGGAUGCACUGCAGAAGCAACUGCUGGAACUGGAGGAGGUAGAAGCGUCGCAUCGCAACAUUGUCAGCAACCGGCUCUCUUUGGCGUUUCUGCUGGCCAAGGCCACAGAAGUAUUGGACCUCGUGUACUCAUCAGAGCAAAAGUGCUUAGAUAAGAGUGUGGAGGACUUUACCGUGCCGUUAUCUGUCAUUCAGUUGCUCGUGCAACUAACCAGCGUGGCGUCGGUGACACCUGACAGUCUAAGUAGUCAAGAACUGCAGAAGCUUGCCGCGUGUCUCGUGGCGGUCGAGAGUGCAGACGCAGCUCUGGAUGCCCCUCUGCCAAUUAUUGAGUGCGCCCUCUACCUUGUUCUUCGCGCGCUGCCCUGCACGGCGGCCACAGAUGAAGGCGUGCGGCCUCUGCUGAGUGAAAUCUUUCGCGUCGCCGGCACUCUGCUGCCCGUCGUGGAGGAUGCGGUGCUGAAGAUUCACUCCGCUGCUCCCCUUCUGCGUGAGCAGCAGCACGCAGCUGAGUUGAAGACAAAGGCGGAUGGCGAAGAAGGCCCGACGCAGUCGGCACACCCCAGCUUCACGGCGCUGCGUGUGGCCCAAACGGUGGCGCAGUUGUGCCGUAUUUGUAGGAAAAAACUGCAGCCCGAUGGGGUGAAGCAGCGAGACGAAGAAGGCUUAUGUAAUGAGCUCGAUGAAGUCGCUGCAGCGGUGCGUGGUGUCACUCCGUCAUGGCGAAGGGAUAAAGCAAAAACUCAACGUUCACAGGCGCCAGCAACCUCGCACUCACGUCGGGUGGCCGCGGACACCGCGGGAAGCAGAAAAGACCGGUAUCAUUCAUACAAACAGCAACGCCACGGCGAUCGAGGCGGUGGGCAUCCUCCUCCAAAGCGUCGCCGCCGUGACGCGCCACAAAAGUAG
This is a messenger RNA of Trypanosoma conorhini, 1662 nucleotides long. RefSeq lists its product as uncharacterized. The transcript has a single exon. NCBI's taxonomy places the organism in Eukaryota, Euglenozoa, Kinetoplastea, Trypanosomatida, Trypanosomatidae. The record is from RefSeq and is a predicted model, not a curated record. Bases 1 to 1662 code for a protein of 553 amino acids.